This is a messenger RNA of Gossypium raimondii (Peruvian cotton), 2165 nucleotides long. RefSeq names its product GDP-L-galactose phosphorylase 1. Gene Ontology annotation, molecular function: GDP-D-glucose phosphorylase activity. The transcript has 5 exons. NCBI's taxonomy places the organism in Eukaryota, Viridiplantae, Streptophyta, Magnoliopsida, Malvales, Malvaceae. Bases 556 to 1893 code for a protein of 445 amino acids. The record is from RefSeq and is a predicted model, not a curated record. Gene Ontology annotation, biological process: glucose metabolic process. Gene Ontology annotation, cellular component: cytoplasm.
AUUGAACAAUUCACCAUAGCCACUAGCUUUCCCCUUAAGUUUCUCAUUAUAUAUAUCAUCCCUUCUUCCUUCAUUUUCAUUUCAUCCCAUAGGAAUAUUCUUCUUCCUUUUUCUACAUAUACUCUAGGUGUUUGAUAAAAGUCCGAUACUGUUUUUUUUUGAAGCGUGGAGGUUGGGUAUUUGGUUAAGGUAGUUUUGAAGGGGUUUCGAAUUCUGGGUUUAAUUCGUUUUGGUGGGGGUAAUACCCAGGUUUAGACAAAUUGUGGGCAUCACGGCUAUACACGGAGUUUCUCGGGCUCUUAUUCAUGUCCGUACUGUACGACGUAAGGGUUGUGUGAACGAGAGCAACCCUUCGCCGCACGGUGGGCGUGGAGCUUUGCCUUCUGAAGGUGGUAGUCCUUCCGAUCUCCUCUUCCUCGCUGGUGGUGGUAUUGUCUUUUAGAGUUUCAGCUGCACAUAUAUAGAUAUCUUUUAGUCUUCCAUAGAUAAAUAAAAAAAUUCUAUUGAAGAAGCUUUUUUAGAUCGCUUAUAAGAAGAAAAGAAAUAGUAGCAAAGAUGAUGCUUAGGAUUAAGAGGGUUCCGACUGUCGUUUCUAAUUACCAAAAGGAUGAAGCGGACGAUACUGCUCGUCGUACCGCUGGCUGUGGGAAGAAUUGCCUUAAAAGCUGUUGCAUACCAGGAGCAAAGCUUCCUUUAUAUGCUUUCAAGAAGGUGAACAUGGAGCGUGAAGAAGAUGUGCUGAAAAUGGUGAACACAGAGCCUCCAGUUGCUUUUCUUGACUCACUCGUUCUUGGAGAGUGGGAGGAUCGGAUGCAAAGAGGGCUCUUUCGCUAUGAUGUCACUGCCUGCGAAACCAAGGUGAUUCCUGGCGAAUAUGGCUUUAUUGCCCAGCUGAACGAGGGUCGCCACCUUAAGAAGAGGCCGACUGAGUUCCGUGUUGAUAAGGUACUUCAGCCCUUUGAUGGAAACAAAUUCAACUUCACCAAAGUUGGGCAAGAAGAGGUGCUCUUCCAGUUUGAAGCAAGUGAAGAUGGUGAAGUUCAGUUCUAUCCUAACGCUCCCAUUGAUGUCGAAAGUUCUCCUAGUGUCGUUGCCAUUAAUGUUAGUCCCAUUGAAUACGGACAUGUGCUGUUGAUCCCUCGGAUAUUUGAAUGCUUGCCCCAGAGGAUUGACCGGGAGAGCUUCUUGCUUGCACUUCAUAUGGCAGCUGAAGCUGGGAAUCCAUAUUUCAGAUUGGGUUAUAACAGCUUGGGCGCGUUUGCUACGAUCAAUCACCUUCAUUUCCAGGCUUACUAUUUGGCUGUGCCUUUUCCCAUCGAGAGAGCUCCGACAAAGGAGUUAACCACUUUGAGCGAUGGAGUGAUCGUCUCGGAGCUUUUAAAGUAUCCAGUCAAAGGUCUUGUCUUCGACGGUGGUAACACCCUUCAGGACUUGUCCGACGCUGUGUCUGAUGCAUGCAUUUGCCUCCAAGAUAACAACAUACCGUACAACGUCCUCAUCUCCGAUUGUGGAAAACGGAUCUUUCUCCUUCCACAGUGUUAUGCUGAGAAACAAGCUCUUGGGGAAGUGAGUCCGGAGCUUUUGGACACCCAGGUAAACCCAGCUGUGUGGGAAAUUAGUGGCCAUAUGGUGUUAAAACGGAGGGAGGACUAUGAUGAAGCAUCUGAAGGAAAUGCUUGGAGGCUCCUUGCUGAGGUUUCCCUUUCGGACGAGAGGUUCUGUGAAGUCAAUGCACUUAUCUUCGAAGCCAUUGCAGGCAGCAAAGAUGUUAUCAAAAAUGGUACCAAGACUUUGCUAGAGGAGCCUUGUCUCGAAGAAGAUGAUGCCAUCACCAAAAGCUCCCACCGUGGUGCUAUGGUGGCUGGCACACAACAAUGCCUUGUUCUGCAGUAACAAUCUGGAAUAUAACUAGAGCUCCAGCUUAUCGGAUCUGGGGCUCGGUUUCUAUUAUAUCGGUUUGGUGUCUAGGAUUAGGAUUAUGUUUAGAAGCAAUCUUAUUCAGAUUUGAGUGUUAGAUAUGAGUAUGUAUUCUAAGGAUGUUACUCUUUAUGUGCAACUUUUAUGUUUAUUUGCUUCAUCAUCAUGAGUAAGUCUAUUAGAUGAUGUAAAUUACAACUUAAUGCGUGCCCUCAUUAUGGGCAGUAAAUGCAUGUGAUUUGUGUAAA